AAUUACUAUUAUUAAUAAUAAGGACUGUAUGUAUGAAAAUGUUCUUUCACACUUUAGAAGUGAGGUACUUGCUUUGAUUUAUAUUCACUUGGAUUGCACAACUCCUAAAGGCCCAAAAAUCACACCAAAUGAACCACCCAAAACAGAAAAGAGUGCUAAGGAAGAUAGAAGAGUAGAAAGAAAACAAAGUACUGACAUUCCUUUGAAUUUUUAUGUCCUUGACUUAAGUAUCUUGGAGUAAAAAAUGCUUACACCAAAACGUUCUUUAACACAGUUUUCAUAAAUCCAUACAUAUAUUUGAUAAAUUUGAUAGUUGGUCUACCUCAUACAUCCUUACUAUUCUGUUUUAUACUAACAUUGUUUAAUUGUAUGUCUUUUUUAAGGUGUCUUCUUUUACAGUUAAUAUUCUGAGAACAAUUUUCCUUAAAAAUGACUCUGGCCAUUGGAGUGAAAUGAUUCUUUUACUGCAGGGAUAUGCCGUGUUGCCACUCCUUCCAAUUUCUUUUCCAAUUGUCUGGAUUUGUUUAAAUCUUUAUGGAACAGCUAGAAUCAAAGUCUUAUUCACUUUUUUAAAAGAAAAAGAAAAGCCAACAAAUGAGAUAUCUCUGCAAGAAGUGUUCCAUUGCUUUUGGAAAAAUUUACUGGGAGAUCCAUCAAGUUUACCAAGAACAGCUAACCUUUUAGAAAUCCUUGGAAGUGUUACCGUGUGGUGUUGUGUGGACAAAGAAGGGAUACUCUCACUACCCAAUCCCUGUGCAGAGAAGGUGUUCUUCCUAAAGAGUCGAAAGCAAAGAUUAAAGGAAGAGUUAGCUGGUCAGGUGAAGGAGAGAAAAGAGAGUGUCUGCACUUGGACAAGCGAAACAAGCAGAGUGUCGUCAAGUCAGGAUGGCCAAGAAUCGAUAUCUGAUGAUGAGGAUGAUGAUGAUGAUAUUUCUGCAUCUGUUGAUGACUCAGAAUCUGUUGAAGACAAUUGGAAUAACUGUUUUAAAGGUCACAGAGAAGUGUUAAAUUUGUCCUCUGAUCCUGAGAGUCAGUUUGGGCUGAGAUUUGAUGAUGUGAGAUGGCAGAAUCAUAUCAACUCACUCAAACCCCUGGGCCUAAAUAUCCUACUUAAUUCAUGUUGCAAAUCUCCUGUGAGAUGUCUACGGUUUGCUGACCACACUGGUCUUCUGUCCCUUUCAUACAAUUCAGUUCCUUUGCCUUCUUACAGAAGAUGCCUUUGUCUUCUUGGCAAAGAAAUAGGGUUCAUGGAACGUGCACUACAGCUCUUCAACAAACAAAAGUACAUCUUUGCUGUGCAGUCACCUAUUAACUCCACUUUCAGAGUUCCCAUUCACUCUCACUCAUUCUUAUCCAUUUCAAAAGAAAAGCCAAUACCAAACAUGAUCUGCCUCAUUACCAAGGAGGAGCACUCUGGUAGGUUGCUGUGGUAAUGAAUGGAUAAAUAUAUAACUUAUCAUAAACUUUGUCUUUUAAUUUCAAGUACAGAGACUAUGAUUAACAAGAAUCUGGGGCC
This is a messenger RNA of Orbicella faveolata, 1516 nucleotides long. RefSeq names its product transmembrane protein 94-like. The record is from RefSeq and is a predicted model, not a curated record. Gene Ontology annotation, molecular function: nucleotide binding. Lineage: Eukaryota; Metazoa; Cnidaria; Anthozoa; Scleractinia; Merulinidae.